This is a messenger RNA of Spinacia oleracea (spinach), 3604 nucleotides long. RefSeq names its product ISWI chromatin-remodeling complex ATPase CHR11. The record is from RefSeq and is a predicted model, not a curated record. The coding region runs from base 149 to 3337 and encodes 1062 amino acids. The transcript has 25 exons. Gene Ontology annotation, biological process: nucleosome organization. Gene Ontology annotation, cellular component: nucleus; chromatin. NCBI's taxonomy places the organism in Eukaryota, Viridiplantae, Streptophyta, Magnoliopsida, Caryophyllales, Amaranthaceae. Gene Ontology annotation, molecular function: ATP hydrolysis activity; histone binding; DNA binding.
AUCUAAUUUUAAACCAAAAAAAAUCACUCAACUUUAGUCGGUAUUUAAUAUACUCACUCUUCCCCCAAAACACACACUUCCAAUUUCCAAACCCUCGGUCUUGGAGCAGUCAAAAACCAACAGAUCCUUGCGUUCUUCUUCUUCUUCAAUGGCGAAACCCUCGAAACAGCGCUCUUCAUCUAACGACGCUUCCAAUUCUUCGGAAGAAGAAGAGCAAGUUAACGACCAGAUCGAUGAAGAAGACGAUGAAGAGCUCGAGGCUGUUGCCAGACCCGUUGAGUCCGAUGAAGAGGAGGCGGACGAUGACACUCCCGGCGAUGAAGACGGCGAAGAGGAGUUUGAGGAUGGAAACACUGGGGGUACUGAACUUUCUAAGCGCGAAAGGGCUAGGUUGAAAGAAAUGCAGAAGCUAAAGAAGCAGAAGAUUCAGGAAAUUUUGGACAAACAGAAUGCUGCAGUUGAUGCUGAUAUGAACAACAAAGGGAAAGGGCGUUUGAAGUAUCUUCUACAGCAGACAGAGAUAUUUGCCCAUUUUGCUAAGGGUGACCAUUCUGCCUCACAGAAGGUUAAGGGAAGGGGCCGCCAUGCAUCGAAGAUUACUGAAGAAGAGGAAGAUGAGGAAUAUCUCAAGGAGGAAGAAACCGGGCCUUCUAAUACAAGACUGCUCACACAGCCUUCUUGUAUUCAGGGAAAGAUGAGGGAUUAUCAACUUGCUGGAUUGAACUGGCUUAUACGGCUGUAUGAGAAUGGUAUAAAUGGAAUCCUUGCUGAUGAAAUGGGUCUCGGUAAAACUUUGCAAACUAUCUCUUUGUUGGGUUAUCUUCAUGAAUUCAGAGGAAUUACUGGGCCUCACAUGGUUGUUGCUCCAAAAUCAACCCUUGGCAAUUGGAUGAAUGAAAUAAAACGGUUUUGUCCGACUUUGCGUGCUGUAAAAUUUCUUGGAAAUCCUGAGGAAAGGAGACAUAUACGUGAGGAUUUAUUGGUUGCUGGAAAAUUUGAUGUCUGUGUCACUAGUUUUGAAAUGGCUAUCAAAGAGAAAACUUCUUUACGUCGUUUUAGUUGGCGAUAUAUAAUCAUCGAUGAAGCACAUAGAAUCAAAAACGAAAAUUCUUUGCUUUCAAAAACAAUGAGGCUCUUUAGUACCAACUACCGUUUGCUCAUCACUGGAACUCCACUUCAGAACAAUCUCCAUGAAUUGUGGUCGCUUCUCAACUUCUUAUUGCCAGAGAUUUUUAGCUCAGCAGAAACAUUUGAUGAGUGGUUUCAGAUAUCUGGGGAAAAUGACCAGCAGGAGGUCGUUCAACAACUUCAUAAAGUCCUCCGACCCUUUCUUCUCCGGAGGCUGAAAUCAGAUGUUGAGAAAGGUUUACCCCCCAAAAAGGAAACUAUUCUCAAAGUGGGAAUGUCUCAAAUGCAAAAACAGUACUAUAGAGCUUUACUGCAGAAGGAUCUUGAAGUUGUUAAUGCUGGCGGAGAGCGCAAGCGCCUUCUUAACAUUGCAAUGCAGCUGCGAAAAUGCUGUAAUCACCCAUAUCUGUUCCAAGGUGCUGAACCUGGUCCACCCUACACCACAGGAGAUCAUUUGGUUACUAAUGCUGGGAAAAUGGUUUUGCUUGAUAAGUUGCUUCCAAAACUCAAGGAGCGUGGCUCUAGGGUUUUAAUAUUUUCACAGAUGACAAGGCUGCUCGAUAUUUUGGAGGACUAUCUUAUGUUUCGUGGUCACCUAUAUUGUCGGAUUGAUGGUAACACCGGUGGAGAUGAUCGUGACGCUUCGAUUGAAGCUUUUAACAAGCCAGGAAGUGAAAAGUUUGUCUUCUUACUGUCAACACGAGCUGGUGGUCUUGGCAUCAAUCUUGCUACUGCAGAUAUCGUCAUUCUUUAUGACAGUGACUGGAACCCACAAGUUGAUUUGCAAGCACAGGACAGAGCCCAUAGGAUUGGUCAGAAGAAGGAGGUUCAAGUAUUUCGUUUCUGCACAGAGUAUACUAUUGAGGAAAAGGUGAUUGAAAGAGCUUAUAAGAAACUUGCGCUUGAUGCUUUGGUUAUUCAACAAGGACGACUAGCUGAGCAAAAGACUGUUAACAAGGAUGAGUUGCUCCAAAUGGUGAGAUUUGGUGCCGAAAUGGUUUUUAGCUCUGGGGAUAGCACAAUUACGGAUGAAGAUAUAGAUCGAAUUAUUGCCAAGGGAGAAGAAGCAACUGCUGAGCUUGAUGCAAAAAUGAAAAAAUUCACAGAGGAUGCCAUUAAAUUUAAGAUGGAUGACACGGCCGAUUUGUAUGACUUUGAGGAUGAAAAGGAUGAGAACAAGGUCGACUUCAAGAAACUCGCGAGUGACAACUGGAUUGAACCACCAAAACGGGAGAGAAAGCGCAAUUAUUCAGAAUCAGAAUAUUUUAAACAAACCAUGCGCCAAAGUGGUCCUGCUAGGCCUAAGGAGCCUCGUAUACCUCGCAUGCCUCAGCUGCAUGACUUCCAGUUUUUCAACACUCAAAGGCUUAAUGAACUGUAUGAGAAGGAAGUGCGCAAUCAGAUGCAAACACAUCAAAAAAAUCAGAUGAAAGAUUCCAUUGAAGUGGAUGAACCAGAUGAAAUGACAGAUCCUCCCUUGACUGCUGAAGAACAAGAAGAAAAGGAGCGCUUGUUGGAGGAGGGUUUCUCUACGUGGACGAGAAGAGAUUUCAAUUCUUUCAUCAGGGCUUGUGAGAAGUUUGGUAGGAAUGACAUAAAGAGCAUUGCUGCAGAGAUGGAAGGGAAAACUUUUGAGGAAGUUGAAAGAUAUGCUAAAGCUUUCAAGGAGAGAUACAAGGAGUUAAAUGAUUAUGACAGGAUAAUCAAGAAUAUUGAACGCGGAGAAGCUAGAAUAUCCAGGAAAGAUGAGAUUAUGAAAGCAAUUGGGAAGAAGCUGGAUCGCUACAAGAAUCCAUGGUUGGAACUGAAGAUCCAGUAUGGCCAGAACAAAGGGAAGCUGUACAAUGAAGAAUGUGAUCGCUUCAUGAUUUGCAUGGUUCACAAACUCGGAUAUGGGAAUUGGGACGAAUUGAAGGCUGCUUUCCGGACAUCUCCAUUGUUCCGGUUCGACUGGUUUGUUAAGUCUCGGACCACUCAAGAACUUGCAAGGAGAUGCGACACGCUUAUUCGUCUGGUUGAGAGAGAAAACCAGGAGUACGAUGAGAGGGAGAGGCAAGCACGUAAAGAGAAGAAGCUUGCAAAGAAUGCUACACCCUCUAAGCGUGGUACAUCUCGUCAGCAAGCUGAAAGCCCCACUUCCUCCUUGAAGAAAAGGAAGCAGCUAACAAUGGACGACUAUGCUGCUGCGUCGGGGAAGAGGAGGAAAUAAUUUAAUGGUUGAGCCAAUUUUUUGCCCCCAAUUAUUUGGCUAUUGUCUUGUAAGAGGAGCACGGCAGAUAUGCUCUGGGCUCUGAUGUAGUAGUAACACACCCUUGACAGUAGCUGCCCUUUUUGCGGUGGGGGUGGUUCUAUCUUAAGGGCUAACGGUUACAUUGUAUAGUUAUAUAGCUGAGAACCAUCCUUAAUGUAGUAUCACUCAUUUGAGUAGAUGUUAAUCAGACUUCUAACUGCAAUGAAAGGUUCUCAUCGGUCGUGA